Molecule: messenger RNA, 350 nt
Organism: Gongylonema pulchrum
Lineage: Eukaryota; Metazoa; Nematoda; Chromadorea; Rhabditida; Gongylonematidae
Source: the annotation of a GenBank genome assembly
AAAUUACAACAGUGGAAGGUGUUUUACGACGCGUGAUCAAUGGUCUCAAUCAGGAUCAGUUGCAGAGACGUGAAACUGAUCCGGAAAAUGCUGAAAAAAUUGAUCGAUUUAUUGAAAAAAUUGAAAAUUUAUUAAAUUUACAGGAUGUUUUUACAUUGAGAAUCAGAGAUGUAUCGGGUAAUAGUUUUGUGCAAAAUCCGAAUCCGCUGCAUGUUGAUGAGCAAUGCGUUAUAGUACGAUUCAGCAGAAAUCUCGCUGAUAACAAACUUCUCGGUCUUGUGGAGGACGACGCUGAAAAUGAAGCAUGUUGUUAUAAUCGAAAAACGAAUUUGAUAAACACAGGAAUUUGA